GCGAGUGAGAGACGAUCAUCAUCUUAUUUUUGUGUGUCAGUCGAGCGCGCGGCUUCGAACACACAAACACAAGCAGCAGCAGUAGUGAGAGUGAGAAAGGGAGAGAAAAAAUAGGAGUGAGAGAGAACGUGCAGUCAGCAGUUUUGUGUAGUAGAGCGGCGGCAGCACAAGAAGAAGAAACCUCCGAAUCGACCAAAAAAACACUCUCGGACAUAGAAGUAGUAGCAGAAGCAGCAAGAAGUAGCAGUAAAAUAGCACGUAGAAGUAGCAAGUGGAGAGAUAUAAUAUAUAUUUCUGAUAUAAAGUGAGAUAGAGCAGCAGUAACAGCAGCAGAAGAAGCAAAUUUCAAAGGAAGAGGAACGGUGCCCGGUGCCCCGGUGCACGUCGGCGGCCGCCUCUGACGUCCGGAUAUUAUUUCUCUUCGCUACACACUUUCCAAGAUGGCUCCGUCUCCGGAGCUCGGGGGCCAACCGAAGGCCCCCGACAAAGUCCCCGGAGCAACGUCGGAGGCAUCGUCAUCAACAACAUCAUCUUCAUCGUCCGCAGCAUCAGCAGCAGCUGCUACUCCCACCGCCGGCUCAUCCUCGACUGCCGGCAACUCCUCGGCGGUGACUCCAGCAGUCGUCACAGGUGCCGCUGGAGCGGCCACCACAACAUCUCAGCAGCAGACUCCGCCGCAGAACACCAGCAAGAUCGAUAACAUGGCGGAGAGUGAUCUCAAGGCGCUUCUCGAGGAAGCCAUCACCUACAAACGUCCAAAGGAUCGGGAGCACAAGAGUGCAACGUUCAACGAACUUCUCGACAAAACGGAGAAGGAAGACCAGGAGCAAAACUUCCCGUUCACAAGCCGGCCGGUCCACUCGAAGCGGGCCUCGGGCCGACCCACGCAGGGCGGUUCCCUGCAGGAUCUCCAGGAGGCCGGCCUCAACGACUGCUACUCGGAGUUUCCGUUCGCGCCCGACUUCUACACGAACCUGGGCGGGUUGGGCGUGCAGAUGUCCCGGCGGCACCACGGCGGCAGUUCGUUCGGGCCGGGUGGCGGGGACCGCGUCAUCAACAACCCACGCACGCAAAAGCAACGCUACACGAGUUCGGUUUCGUCGCGGCAACGGGAAGGGGGCAGCCUGCCGAGCAACGUCAACGUCGAGUGUUCGUUCUUCAACGAUUCUUCCGCGUCGUCGGCUGGUGGGGGGACCACGAUUACCAAGUUUAAGAAGCGGGACGGAGCGAGUGGCGGUGCGAAGAGCGAUUACGGCACGAUGGUCCUGACGGCACCGUUGACGAGCGCCGGAGCUGCGGAACUGAUUGAGGCCGUGGCGGAAGCGGCGGGUGGGGCGGGGCUGUGCGGUGGCAUGAAGAACACGGAAUCUCACCUGAUUGAUGGGGGUUGCAUGGGAGCGGCAGCGGCGGCUGGCCACACCGUCAUCGACAUGGGCGAGCUGGAAUCUGACGAAACGCAGCGACUGCUGGACAACGAUGCGUUGCAGCAGAAUCUGUACGAUUCGGGGCUGGACGAUUUGGACGAAAGUUUGGGGGAUCCGUACGGCAGCAGUAGCACGACCACAAGCGGAGGUAGCAGCUCUUCCGGGGGAGUUCACGGUGCUUCGGGGGUUGGAGGUGCGUGCAGUGCGCUGAAGAAGAUUCCGCGCUUCCCCACGACCAGCUACACUAGUCACGCCAAGCUGGAGAUUGGCGAGCCGUCGUCAACGGUGCGACCGUCGCUGGUGCACCACGUCGACAAGACCGUCCCGCUGCCCCUGCUCGAGAGCAACAAGAGCGUGGACAUUACGCCGAUCCAGUUGGGUUCGAGCUACCAGGCCGUCAAGUGCUUCAUGUCCAGCGAUGCGGGAGGGGGAGGGGGCGUAGGGGGAAGUGGCGGCAGCAGCAGCGUUAGCAAGCAAGACCCCAAGCACGUGAUGAUCACCGCCAACAACGCCAAGUACAUCACCACGCAGAACUUUAGCCAGAUGAUUUCGCAAGUAAGUUACGCGGGGCCAAAAUAUUUGGACGAAAACGGCAACUCGGUGCAGCAGUUCAACAGCAGUCUGCUCAGUGGUUCGUCCGGUUCGUCCUCGUCGGCCGCAACGGUGACGAGCUCGGCCAUCUCCUCGGCCGUGUCGUCGGCAGCAGCCGCGGCCGUCGCGGCAGGAGCAGCCGUAGGAAUGGCCGCCGGGGCCAGUGGCAAUAGUGGCGGCGGCGGGGUUGGCAGUGUUCUCGGUACGGUUAGUGGCGGCGGCUCCGCAAGUGGUGGUGGGGCUAGUUCGACCGCCGGCGGUGGCAAGAAGAAGCGCAAUAACAAGUCUGACCGGAACACGGUGCUGGUGAUACCGGAGAAUAUCGCCGGCUGGCGGGGCAAGGAGACGAACAUUGAGGAGCUGGUGAAUUACAUCGACGGGAAGGGGGGCGGUGGUGGGGUCAAUCCGAAGAACGGUACCGUGGUUAAAGUGAGUGGCGGUGGGGGUGGGGGUAACGGGAAUGGAAACGGUUCCACUAGCGGUGCUGGUGGGGCUGUUGAGAAUGGUGUUGCGGAAGAGAAGGCCCCGAAGAAGAAGAGUGAGAAAAAGAAAGAAAAGGCCAAACUGAAAAAGAGCAACUCGCUGGAAGAGCUGAGCAGCUGCAGCCGGAAGAAGCAGCAGGCCGAGGAGGAGCAGCAGAGUCAGGAGAUGGAGGUGACGACGUCGUCACAGAAGCCGGAAGUUGCGGAAACGGUGACGCUUCGAAAGGCUGGCAAGAAGGGAAGUCAGCAGCACCAAACGUCCUCCAACUCGUCCGCGUCGUCGUCCUCGACGACUUCGUCGAACUCUUCCAAGGAAGGUUCCGCAAAUAAUAAGCGAGGCGAGCGGCGUUCGUGGGGCACGGAAGAGUUGGCCUACCUUGAGGAUCAGCAUGUUGUGCAGCAGGAGGAGAAAUCUGCGUCGUCGAAGAAACGAGAGGCCAAAGAACACGCGAGUGAACCGCCAGCCGCUGCCUUGCCUUCGUUCAACCUGGGCAAGAAGCGCGACUCGUUACGGAUGUCGGUGGAAUCGCUGUCGGCGGUUGGUGGAGUGUCGGGAGGAACGGCCGUGGAGGCCGCCGAGUUCCACGUAGUGAUUAAGAAGAAGAAGAUGAAGAAGAAAGCUCAGAGUUUGUUUGCGGAAGAUUCCGGAAUGACCGGCGGGUCGUCCGGAUACGGUGGCGUAUCGAACAAUCGACGGCAAUUGGGCGCCGGUCAGAGUUACAACUCGGCAGGUGGCGCGCGAUCUGCGAACCCGGGUGGCAAGUAUCAGACGAGUCAGAGCUUUGCCAACGAUCGGGACGCGUACAUGAACUCGCUAACUAGCGGAAGUGACGUUUCGCGAAGGAAAUCGACCUCCUCGAUGCCUCCGUCGGAAAAGUCCGACUCGAGCGAUGUCGACUCGGUACAGUCACUGCCCAUCGAGCCCUCGCGGAAGCAGCAGCAGCAACAACCCUCGUCCCAGCAGAAGCAGGGCGGCGCCGGUGGCGUCUCGUACGCGGACAUUGCGGCCCGAAUUCCGCACGCCGAUCGCGUCAACAACAAUCUGCCGGGUGCCGGCGGCGGAGGUUCCAACAGUAGCAACAACAGCAGCAAUAACACCAACACAUCCCCGCUGGACAGUGUCGAAAAGUGGCCUCCGGUCCAGGCGACCAGCCCCGAGGACCUUGCUCAAGCACUCAAGUCACCAUCCGCGUUCCCGGAACUAGUCCCCGAAUCCGAGCAAUAUCAACAGCACCAGUAUGUGAAUAGUAGCGUUAGUAGCGUUAGCAGUAGUACCAACAGCAGUAGCAAUCUAGGAAGUAACAAGGCGACUUACUCGCAAAGUCUGCUGAUUGCGGCGGCGACCACGCCCAAGGCGUCCCUCCCGGAAGAAGCGUCCUCGACGGCGGCCAGUGGCAAACUAGUUAGUAGCGUUAGUAGUGAACAUAAUGUAAAUAGUAGCAACGCUAACGCCAACGCCAACAGCACUUCGAAGCUGGCGUUACACAAAUCCAAGAGUGUCGACAAUAACGACAUUUACUACUCCAACGAGCAUUACCCGGCCCUGGAGAAGACUGUCAAGCCGGCCAAAACGACUUUGACCACGACGACGACGACUCCAUCGAUGGUGGCGGCCGCCGCGCCCGUGGCCACCACCCUUACUGCCAACAGCACCCUGCAAGAACCCAAGCCAGCUUCCGCCGGGAAGACGAGUCCCGUUGCGUUGAUAUCGGUUCCCCCAGUCACGAAUCCAGUCACAGUCGCAAACAGCAGCGUAACCACCAACAACAACGCUUCGAACGGUGCCAAAAAAUCCAAAAAGAAGGAGGCUGCAGUCGCAGCAGUGACGACACCGGCAAACGACGUCGAAUCGAUCAACAACGCGCGGAAUGUUGCUGGCACGACCUUCGGCCAGACGGCGUCGCUGGUUGACGUCCUCAACAACAACAACACCAGCAAUCCGGUGCUGAUUGAGCACGCCGCAGAGAUUGAUUACUCGCAAAACAAUGGAUUGACGACGUCGUCGGCGACGACGACGACGAGCCGGACGAACGGCGGUCCCGGACUUCUGCAGAGCAGCACUCCCAAGACGACUAGCACGACUUCGUCUUCGACGGUGAACAACGUCGGCACGACGACGACGUCCAAGCGGUCCAAAAAGGAAAAGUUUGCCCCGUCCACAACUUCAACCACGAACGCGCCAACUCCGCAACAGCAACACUACCCAUCGUCAACGCAGCCUUCCGCAAACCACCGGCCCGCGGUCAUCAUGAACGACAGCAGCACCGCCGCCAACGAGGCGAACCACCACGAGUUCACCUUUGGCUUCGACAUCGAUCAGGAGCUGCUGUUUGGCGACUGCCCAGAGGACGAGCAGCAGCAGACCUACCAGAAGCCCGUCGACAACAACGUUCCUUCGCCGACGAGCAACACGUCCGUACAGUCGACCGACCUCGGCUACAGCUCAAUGCAGCAGUCGAGCAGUUCCGUCGCGGCGUCCCCGUCGUCGGCGUCCUCUUCCAGCUCGUCGCAGCAGCAGCAGCAACACCAUUAUCACAAUCAGCAGCAGCAGCAACCGGAAACGUACGAGAUGCUCAACUCAACUGACCCUGACACCUACCGGGACAGCAUCGAGCAUAAGUUCCACCAGCCGCCGCCGUCCAUGGUGUUGCCCGGACCUGGUCCACUGUACACGCAACCUCCGCCGCAGCUUCCACCGCCACACGUGCUGGCGCGACAACAGGCUCGUCCUGCCCCGACCACAACCGCCGCAGGACACUACAACUUGCCACCACCACCGGUCCAGCAGCAGCAGCAGCCGCUCCAACCAGCCGUCGUCGACAGUGCCACCAACACGUCCCCACCAACGCUGAUGACGGUUCCGCCGCCGCCACUUCCCAUCCCCGUCGUUGCCACGGCCGUACCCAUCCCGGUCGUGGUGGCCGCUCAGCCACUGCCUGCCGCCGUACCGGUCGUGCUGGUCCCGGCCGGUCCGCCUCCGGUAGCCGUCGUGCCCGUUGCGGUCGCUGCAACCACCCCCAACAGCAUCACUAGUCUCAACAACCAAACCACGAUGACGGUCGCGGUGGCGCCGGUGCCAGUGCCGGUGAACGUAACGGCGGAACCACCCCACCUCGAGUACCAGCCAAAGCCGCAGCGGCAAGCGCAACAGCAGCAGCACGUACCGGCGCAACCUCAGCAAAGUCAGCAGCAGCCAAUCCGGGAGAAGAUCAAGGAGAUUAACCUGCGGUUUAUUGCGCCCGAGCAGCUGCAGACGAACCACAACCACGACAAGAUUGUCAACUUUGUCGGCAUGGCCUGGGAGGACAUAAUCUGUGGCAACAAUGGCAGCGCCAAGUACUACGACGGAAAAUAAGCAGCAACAACCCGAGCCCGGCAAUCAGUGUUGCGUGCCCCGGAUGUAUGUGGUGCGGGGUUUGACAACAAUGUCUCACAAUACACACACACACACAUACAGACACUCACACAUACAUUCACCCGCUAAUACACCGUGUAUAGGAGAAACGAAGAAAAAAAAGAGGGAAGGAAAAAAGUGACUAAAAAAACUAAACAGAGGACAAAACGAGCAAAACCAAGAAUCUAUGUCAGAAGUGUAGAGAGAGAAAAAUACUAAUCAAACAAGAAACAGUGAGCGCGCGCACGUAAAAAAAUGCCAAGCAUUAAAACAAAACAAAAAAAUCCAUCACGCGCACUCUAUCUCUGUUACACAAUAAAUGUUUGUGUACCAGCAGUGCAACGCAACUCGACACUCUCACACACACACAUACGAACACACACACACAUACGAACACACACACACACACGCAUGCGCUCACCACAGACAAAACAAACAAUAUCGAGCGAGGGCUGCUUAGGUUAUAAUAAUAUAUAAUUAUUACUUCUUUUUUUUUGUUUUGUUUUCGUAAGUCAGGAGCGCGCUCUCUCUGGGCCCAUUUUCCCACAAAACCGGUGUGAGUGAAUUGUGUGUGUGUGUGUGAUUGUGGAGAACCGCUAACGCUUGUGCCAGUGGCAGAAAAAAAAAGAUAGGUGGGACAGGACAGAUAAUGCUUGCUUUGUUUAACUAUUAUCAUUAUUAAUUAAUAUUAUUAACCUAUUGUUUAAUUUUAUUCGAGAUUCUUUAGUUUGUUUUUCUUUUUUUUAAUGCCUAUUGUUUCGGAAAGGGAGAGCGAGAGGAGAGAAAAAGUGUGAGAGCAGGAGCAAUUGAGAGAGGAUAGCAAAAAAGUACUAGUGAGAGAAAGAAGAGAAAACAAUGUGAGAGAGCGUGGCGUGAAAAAGGUUAAUAAAGAAGAAUCGUUUUUUUCUGUGUAAUAAAAUCAAACUGCGACUACAAACUCUCGAUAUCAUUACAUUUAGUCAUUGCGCCAGAGCAGAAGAGAGCAGAGAGUGCUUGUGUGGUUGUUUGUUUGUGUGUGUGCAUGUGUGAGAAAGAGAGAAAAAAAAUCAACAUCAACACUAGUAGCAAACAAGUGUCCGAAAAAACACCCAAUGUGAUUUAUAGUAACUAAUCAAUAGGCGCAAAACGCGAAUAAAAAGAAAACUUGAAAAAAAUAACAACAGCUCGUCGUCGCGCGUUGCAGAUCCUCCGGAGAGAGAAAGUGAGAGAGAGCGAGGGAGCGAAUAUCUGUGUCUGUCUGUGUGCGUGACUGCAAGCAAGAGAGAGAGGAGUUGAGAAAAAAAAUGGACUGCAGCUUAAAACUGUAUCAAAGUUACUGACUGUAUUUAAGAAUAUAUAAAAAAAGAAAAAUAAAUUAUAUUUAAAAGAAAAGAGAGAAAAAAUAGAAUGCUUACAUAUUUAGUAAUUAGUAGCAAAGAGAGUAAUCGCGGAAGAAGAGGAGUGGUGAAGUAAAACUAUACAUACACAAGGUAAGAAAAAAGUGUGCGCGAAACGAAAAAUGCGAAAAAAAAAUGAGGACGAUCCACACAUGUUAGAUAGUUUCGGAAACAAUUUACUAAAAAGGCAUAUUAAGUUAUGUAGCAACAACACAACGGAGCAAGAAAAACAACAGCAAAAAAAGGUAAUCGCUGAAUAAAAUGUCCAUCACUGCUGCUACCCCAAUCUAACAAAUCUACUGCGUUACGCGCGUCUUUGUGUAACGCAAGCAAAAUCCUCCCAAGCCCUUGUUCCUUUGAGAAAAGAAGUGGGUGAGAGCAGUUGUCUAGUUUUUUCGCAAAUUUUUAUUUGUUUGUAUUUUGUUUAUUUGAAUGAAAAUUUCUCUGCACACGAUUUUGGGAGCUUUCCAUGCAAUAAAGUUAUGAAAAUUAAAAAAAAACUUUAGGAAGAGAUUUUAUUGUCGAUUUAGUGUCUUCAAGAAAUUACUUAACAAACUUUUUCAACAUAUUAUUUCUCUUAAAAAUAUAUACCAGAGCGUUUGGUACGGUAUGUCUACGCAUCCCUCCUCUCCUGUAGAUUCUGUGAAAUGCGAUCCGUUCACAGAAUCCUCACUGCGGUAAAUACAACGCAGUAGGGCUGGCCGCUUUAAUUUUUGUAAUAGAUUUUCGAGUAAUUGUGACAAGAAAAGUGCUUGGGCGAAAUCUAAUCACAAGACUGGAAGCGUUCUUUUUCAAAUCAUAUGUUAAACCACAUUUUUCUGGAUUUUCUGCACAUUAAAAAAAGAGCACUUUAAAAGUAUGGAAAAUGUAUGAAAAAUAUUUCUACAAACAAUUUGAAGGUGUGUAAAAUAAUUCGACCGAGCCACGUAGCCCAGUGGUAACGCUUCCGCCUCGUAAGCGGUAGAUCGGGGUUCAAAUCCCGGCUCGGACCAACACAACUGGUGAUCUUUUCCCUUCUGGAAUCGAUUGCUUAGUAAAGGGAAGGUAGUGUAUCGUCACAAACUGGACCUUAUCACGACACCUUAGGGAGGCGACCUAUGGAAUGUUAACAUUAACCUUAACAUGUUAACAUUAAGUUGAGAAUGAAACUGCCACUGAAUCCGCUUUGUAAAUGCCGGCCCCGAUACUCUUCAAGGGUGUUCCCCUCAGGAACUGGGAAAGAUUUACUUUUACUUAAAAUAAUUCACAAUCAAUUUUCGAAGUGAAAAUUUUUAAGGUUUGAAAAAAAAGACUUGACAAAGAUUUCUUAUUUCAAAUUUUCUAGAGUAUAUUUUCAAAACAACCUACGAGUCAUGGGAUUCCUAUGUAGAUAGGACCUUUUGAAAAUUGAAUCUAGAUUUGUCGUUUAUAUAUUUUUCAAAAUAAUGGUAUGUUGCUGUUGUCCUAAUAUUUCAAGUGUCAAUCGAUUUAUUCCAUUUUUAAUUCCAAAAUUAUGAAGAAAAAAACUUUUGGUAAAAAAUCAAAAUAUUAAAAUCUGAAACAUUUGAAUAUAAAAUUUAAUUUAGAAAUUUCACGAGAGAUUCAGUUUUUUUCCGAAAAUAUCUCAAUUGUUUUUUUUAAAUCGUAUCUAAUACAAAUUAUACUUUCCCAUAAUUUCGUAGCCGGCCGAAGUAUGAACACUUAGCACCGAGUCAUAACAAAAAAUCGAAGUAGUUAUAUCUGACAAUAAUCGGAAUGACGUAAAGGUCCACGUGAGAUUGGUCGGCUUUUUGUCAGCAGCGACCAAGUCUUUGGUACUUGAAAUUGUAAUCUGUGUUUGGGAAUCGCUUGGUUUUUCAAUUUUUUUUUAUUUCGAUUGUAUUCAAGUGCUUUCCAACAAAAGUAGUCCAGGGACGGAAUCUUUUUCGCUUGCAAACUUUCUUCGCCCGCGAAAGAGAGAAGAGGCGAAACACGCAAAAGAAAAUCGCUUCCGAACUUCUCGAAGAAAAUCAAUCAGUAGAUGAUUUUUUGUGUAUUUCUUUGUUAGCAACACUUGAAUAACUUUAUUUCGCUUUCUUUGCAAACAUUGUUCAUCUGCGAACAGUGACAGGUAAUUUUUGGACGUGUGACUUUAAACCUGCAGGUGUGUGAAAUCGGUGUUCCGCCGAAUAUUUCUUGAGUUUUUUUUUGUUUCACCGAUCUUUCGUGCGCGAGAGAGAGGAGAGCCAUGUUUCUUCUCGAUUUUUCUCUUGAUGAGCGUCAAAAGAUUUUCUUUUGAGGCUUACGUCAAAAAGUCCUUAUUUUUAUUUUAUGCGUUGUAACUUCUUCUAGUUAAACAAGGUCCAAUAUUGAAAUAUUGAUAAUUUUUUUAAAAAAAUCAUGCACUUUUUUUAGAGGCGGAUUUUUUGUUGAAAAUUUAAUUUAAGAUAAAAAAAUUUAUAUUUUUGAAACCAAAACCAAAAUAUUUAAAAAAAAUCGGUUAUGCACAAAAGCUCAAAUCUAGAGUUUUUUUAAGUCAAAAGUCCUAUAAGAUAUGGAAUAUCCUAUGUUUGAGGACCCUUUUCAAAUAAAACUAUAGAAAUGUUGUUUUUUACCCUUCAGAAUCUGAAUUUUCACUAUAAUCAAAUUCUUUCAUCAAACUUGGAGUUUGUCGGAACCAAGGCAAAAGGUUGUUUUUAAUGAUAUUCAACAAGAUUGUAUUUUUUAAAAGAGCAUACCUCAGAAAAUCUUAUUUACAAUAUACAGUUUUUUUUAAAUUAUAUUUUCAGACCAGAUCUUGACUAACAGCUCUUGAAAUUCAGUGGUUGAAACGAUCAAAUAAAUAAUAUUAAAGGCUUCUUUGAACAUAAAAAAUAUAUAGACAAAGUUUCAAUCAAAUAAAAAUAAACAACCAAAAAUCGAUUUGCGAAAAUUUAGAGAACUUCUCAAAAACCCAAACCGACAGAAUAAAUAAUUUUAAAAAAGAUGUAAAAAAAGGAGUGAAAAAAAAUGAGAUGGAAAAAGUAGAACCGAGACUCAUCCACGUAACGCAUCUUGUCAUCAUCGUUAGUAGUUAUCCUUAUUAUUAUUAACUAAAAAUGAGAGCGAGCGCGCGAGCGAGAGCGAGAAAACAAUACACACAACACACAACAUUGCAAUCAAAAAUCACCCAUUCACACUACUAAAUCAUGCAAGAGAAAGAGAGCGAGAGACACACACCUCAAAAACAGUUCAUCCCAUAUUUCAGUGCAACGCGGAAACAAGUGGAGAUACAAAAAAGUAAGCAAAAUAAGAGAAAGAGAGAGUGCGAAGAGAGAAGUUUGUUUUUUGUUUCUUGUUGUUGAUUUGUGUCAAAAGCAAACAAACCGAACAAGCGCGAUCGUUUUCCGUUUUGUCACGUGUGUGUGUGCGAGAGAGAGCGCGAAACUGGGCGAGUUGCGAGAGCGCGAAUUGAAGCAAGCGUUGAGCGUGAAAGCAUGCGAUAGCAACCUGUUUUGAGAGCGAUUCAAGAGUUUGGUUUAGUCGGAACCAAAAUCCUCGUUUGAGGAGAAAAUAAAAUAAAAAGUAACUCUUAUUUUUGUUUGUUAAAUAAUUAUUAAGGUACACCGGCGGAGAAGAAAGUGGCAAUGAGAGGGAGCCAAUCUUACGGAGAGGAUGAGAUAGCGUAUGAGUUGAUGAGAGAGAAAGAGAGCAAGAAAGGAUUCAACACACACACACUUUACCCUAUAUAGGGUCAACAAAUCAAGAUUUCGCUAAACGUUGGAAGAUGGCUCUAGCUUUUGUUGUGCGCGCUUCGAGAAAAAAGAGCGAAAGAAUGAGUGUGAGAGUGAAAGAGUGCUUUCGAUGGGCAUAUGUGAUUAACCUAUGUAAAAUAAUAUUUAAAAAUGAGUAGGACAAAAAAACUAUCUCUAAAAAAACUCUAUUCAAGCGGCGGGCAAUGUGAGUGAAUGCGCGACUGUGUGAGAGAGCGGGAAAGCGUGAAGAUGGUGAGCAAGAGUUAUUAAACUAAUAUUAAAUUAAACAAAUAAAUCGCGUGUGUUCAGUGGUGUGAAGAACAAAAACCAGCAGAUUUUUCCGCUUUUUUGUUGCGCACGCGCGCGCGACUCUUUAGAGCCGCAGAGACAGUGCUGCGGAGAGGGAGAAUAAAGUAACAGAGCGUUUGACUGUGUGAGUGAGAGAGUGAUUGAGUGCAAACGAGAGCAAAAAAGAAUCGCGAAUGAGUGAAAUGAGAGUGGAAAAAAAUCUAUAAAUAAGUCACAGUGGCAUACCGAAGAAGAGAGAACUGCAUUAUAGACUAACUGAGAAGAAAGAAAGAGAGAAGUGAAAUAAAAAGAUCAGACAAUGUCGGAACGCCAAUUUCGAAGAGAAAUAAAAAAAAUCACAACUCAUACAUCCUGGUGAAGAAUGAUGAAGAUGGAAACAAUGGAACAAAAGCCGAAAUAAAGAAAGAGAGAGAGAGA
Culex pipiens pallens (northern house mosquito) is the source of this 11685-nucleotide messenger RNA. RefSeq names its product serine-rich adhesin for platelets-like. Lineage: Eukaryota; Metazoa; Arthropoda; Insecta; Diptera; Culicidae. The record is from RefSeq and is a predicted model, not a curated record. The transcript is spliced from 7 exons. Bases 441 to 5852 code for a protein of 1803 amino acids.